UCCCCAUCACCAAGCCGUUCUUCGUCUCGAGGAGCUCUUUCGAACGCAUCCGCACCCGCCGUACAACAGCUGCAGCCGCAACACCUGACUGCGCAGCUACUCCGGUCGUGGGGAAGCGCGAGCUCCAUGUCGAGCUUGAUGAAGGCAGGACUGCCCCCAGCGGCCACGAGCUCCAGGUCAAUGAAACGCGGUGCGCACGGCGGGUCCUCCUAUCCUGCUAGUCCGUGUAGCCUCUCGGCCUUCGGCAGUAUGAACUCCAUGGUCGACUUUGCUGUGGACGAAGACAAGCCUUGCGACUUUCCCUACGCUCCCACGCCCGAGAGCGUGCUCUGCGGGUGGUCCCCCCGAAGCGCCGCCAGCGGCGGGGGCGGGGCGGCGAGGACCAGCAGCGGAGGUGGUGGCACAACAACAACUGCUGUCGGAUUCGGAAUGGGGCCGCCGGGCGGCAGUAGAGCUGCGCCUGCCGGGCCGUCGUCGGGGUGGAGCUUUUGUGGUGCGUCCCACGACGACCAGAUGCUUGCCGGAUUAAACACGACCGGAAAAGAACCAGGAGGCGACGGAGGUGGUUCUUCUUCUUUCGGGCAGCAGCCGGCGCAAUAUCAAGACAGUGGUCAAGACACCUACGUAGUUCAGGAUCAUUUCAUGACCUGGGACGAUCUGGAGAACGACUUGUUUCCCGGGCCUGACGGCUCCGUGACGGUACAGAAUGUUGCUGGUGCAGCUCCUCCUACUACUUCGUGCUCGUCCUGUAGUAGAGCGGGGAUGAGCCAAUCGCCCGCUUCUCCAAAUGGUGGUGGCGCGCUUCCUAGUACUGCACACCCACAAGGUCUAAUUUCCCCGAUGUUGAUCCAGGGACCCACGCCUCCGCGACAUGAAGUAGAAGUUGUGCAGAACCGCGCGGCGGGAGCUUUUCAUCCUGAGCAGGUGCCAGCAAUGGCUGCAGCAGAGGGGUACAACUAUAGUGGUCAACAUCAAUUUCACUAUGCUCCUUUUGUUCCGGAAAAUCAACAACAAGGGGGACAACAUUUUGCUCCUUUGCAGGAGCCGCAGCUAAUCCAGUCGCCCGGCAGCUCCUUCAAUUACACGACAGCUCUCCAGCCGCCGCCAGGCUUAGCUGCACUGGGUCCAAAUGAAAAUAAUGCAGGGUGCAACUGCUGGAUCUGAUUCUUGUCCUGGGCGCCGGGGGCCGGCUCCUACGACCAAGGGGAAUGGCAACGCAACGGCGACCACUGCGCGACAGCAAAGAAGAACCUCUGGGUCCUCCUGCGAGGACACGACCGGUGCAGCUGGGGCGCACAAGAAUCGUCCCAGCCGCGCCAGUGGUGCUGGAAGCGAUGAGCGCCCCGGAGCUGCACCAGAAGAUCAGCAUGAUUUUCAACAAUCGCCAGACGAACUAGCCAAGCCACACAUCUUCUGCUGGAACGCGUUGCGGAUGCCCUACUACUCGCUCCGGGGGUACAGACACGAAGUCGGCGAAAGCGUGUGGUCGGUGCGUGGUAGUGCUCUGCGUAGUUUCUCCAGCCGCGCCCCGCGAGGAGGAUCAUCAGGGCUCAUCAACAAAACUACAAAGACAAAAACUACUACUACGAUCCAUCGUUCUCAUAGUUUCGCGGCCCACGAACACGAUGCUGGUAGAAGGAAAAGUUGGCAGCUCUCUACCUCGCACGCUUCGACGGUACAACAGCCGCACUCGCAGUCGCGCCCGCAAAGUCGAAUCGCGGACUGGAACUGCCGUCCUCAUCUCGGGGCUCAAGGUCAUUCCAGUUCUACUGCAGCGCCGCCACCGCCAAUGUCAUCUUCAAUUUCCGCUUCUGGUCUCGGUGCUGGCACCGCGGCUCGAGGGUCACAUCAUCAAGAUCAGGCUCAGCAUGUUGACACACCCCUCCUGCAACAACGUGGGGACAGCGACCCUGCUGUGCUCCUGAAUGCCGACGCAACUGCAGUGGAUGCUGACUCGGCUCAUCAUCAGGGAUAUUCUGACACGGGUCGUGUUUCCCUCGAACAAUUAUCGGAUGCUGGCGUACAUCAUUCACAAUCGGUCCCGGGGGUUGAAGCACAAGGGCGUCACAUUUUGACCGAUGAAAGUGAAGAAAGUAGAGAUCCGGAAGAAGAUGAUCUGCAUAAGAGCGAUGAUGAGUACCAGCUGCAAGAGGGAGAGACUCUUCAACCAGCAGAUGAAAGAUCACCCCGACGACGAGGCGGUCGUGGUGGUGGCACGACAAACAGCACAGCUUCGAAAAAAAGUCGUCGGGGAGUGCGCGGAAAAAGACGCGGGCAGCCGGGACGAGGCGCGGCACAACAGGAUGAAAACUACGAACAGGAAGUACCCGACGCAACUCGAGAUCCGCGCUUUGUGGAUUGAGAAGUGGUGCACCGAGACCGAACAAAACGAGUGUUGAGGUUUGUGCUCUAUUGGAUCUUAUUCAGAGCACCUUUUGCUUCAAAAUACUAAAAUGUAAAUGUUUUUGUAGGCAUCACCAAAGACGAAAAUGAUAUAUGAAUCCGGUACAUUAUUACUAAAACACAACGACGCAAACAUAGCACGACGGUAUUCGUAUUGAAGAUUUUCAUUUUCCAGCUCGACCUGUGCAGCUCUAAACUUUUGAAACAUCGAGAUUAUGAGGCUAUCCUUACUAUCGGCAUUGACAGGAGACGACUACUAGUUCUUGGGAAUGAUUGAUUUUCAUUUCCUGCACGCAUUGUUAUAGUACACCCACACCAUCGCACUGCGGACCUCGAGGCUCGACUCCGAUACCUUGUUACCGAUAACUUCACCGUCGUCACCACGACCGAAGGAACACUUGUCCAGAAGACAAUACACACUUUUAUGCGAUGUUCUGCUUUUGACUAGUAAAGUACAGCAAGCCAAUUUAUUUUAUUUGUCGGUGCACCUGCGGCGCACGUUCACAUUCACAGCCAUGAGCAUGAGUCAUGUUUCUGCAGCUUUAGUGCCCGAUAUUACCGCUAGUUCCUUCUACCGCAGAUAUUCCUCUACUAACAUCCACAUCUAUUCGUUUCAACCUUGUGAUUGUGUGAAGAACGUUAGAUCAGCAGAAGAAGCAUUUUAUUCUCUUGAGACCGAUAAAAAGGGAUACAACACGAAAUGAAGGACCAUCGAGCAAACUGCAAGACGCACACGCAUUCCUAAAUAUAGAGACAGACGCAGAAGUGCCGCGCAUCUACUUAUGACGUUCCUACGCCUUCAAAUCGAUUUUGCUUGGAAAGAUUUAGUGACGACUACGCCCAAGCUAGUGAGUCCCGCUAUUUGUCGUCCCUGUUAGGCUUGGUGGACACUCGGAACGUCUGAUAGGAGCGGCAGGACGAUGAAGCGAUAUUCUAAGUAUCCCCGAUGAAGCGCAUGUAGCGUUGCCAUUGCGCUUGCCUCGACAAGAAAUGUAAAUGCAUGCGCUCCAGAGCGCAGAACUCCAACUCUAUCUCUAUGUUCCCGAGCGUCUUCGGCCUCCACAUGUCUACCAGGAUAGAUUUUUUCCUGUUCUUUUUGUUUGUCGCCGCGAAGCGGCGGAUUCACAUCAACGAACAAGAUUAUAUCGAGAUCGACAUAUAACGAUUAUUGCUCGUUUUCUUGUUGAAACACCCGAGGGAAAGGAGUGAAACUACAAGCUUGAUUUUUUUUGUCCUCUUGACCGGCGUCGC
Amoebophrya sp. A120 is the source of this 3654-nucleotide messenger RNA. NCBI's taxonomy places the organism in Eukaryota, Dinophyceae, Syndiniales, Amoebophryaceae. The record is from the annotation of a GenBank genome assembly.